Messenger RNA from Crotalus tigris (Tiger rattlesnake), 6917 nucleotides. RefSeq names its product PILR alpha associated neural protein (gene PIANP). The transcript has 6 exons. Gene Ontology annotation, biological process: regulation of immune response. Lineage: Eukaryota; Metazoa; Chordata; Lepidosauria; Squamata; Viperidae. The coding region runs from base 895 to 1815 and encodes 306 amino acids. Gene Ontology annotation, cellular component: membrane. The record is from RefSeq and is a predicted model, not a curated record.
ACAGGCGGAUCCUCCCGCAAGAAGUCCCGUCCGCGGCUGAAGUCAGCCUGCAGCCUGGGAAAGGGGGAUGCGCGGCUCCUUGGCCCUGGAUGGAGGGGAGGGCGGCCGUCUUCGUCGUCCCCAAAGCGAAGGGGGCUCCCUGGCGCUAGCCAGAGGUCUGGCGUGCGGACAGGAGGCUGCUCACUUUGCGGGUGCUCAGAUGAAUCCGACUCUGCUUGAACAAACAAGCAGUCCUGGGAGGGAGGGUUUCUCUCCGUGGGGAAAGGAGCAUUGCUCACAAACAUACGGUUAGCCCACCACACGGGCACAGUCGUCCGCAACCGUCCCAGGGAGCUUCAAGCGGCGGGAGGGGAGCUGCCCUGGCAAGCGCUACACGCCCUUUCCUACAAGGUGGGGCCCGCGUGCUCCGUCCCCCCCCCCGACCCCCGAGGGUCUUCCCCUGCCCCGGUAACCCGGCCCGCCCCGCGCCCUGGCGCUCGCCUCUCUCUGCCCGCCGCUCUGCCGCCCGUUCAGUCGCUCGCCAGCAGCGAGAGCAGCAGCCCCCCCCCCACGCCACGCGCAAGGCAGUCGCUCGAGGGGGCGGCCUCUCGUGGCAGGCAGAGCCGGGCUUAGCCAGCAGGCGGAGGGUUAACAGGGACCGAGGUGUGAGCGAACCAGACAGAGAGACGGACAGACAAGACAGCCGAGGCGAGGGAAGAGGCUGGAGCAGCCGGCCCGCCGCCGCCGCCGCCUCCUCUGCCUCCUUUAGCCCGCCUGGCCAGGAAAGGCGACGCCAGUUGGGAGAAGGAGAGCGGCAGCUGGACUCUGCCACGGCUAGCCGGGUCCCUCGGCUCGCCCGCCAAGUGAAGAAUAUGAGACUCAUUUACACCUGUGGAAAAACUGUUGCCUCUAGCUAUGGAAACUAGUUUCUGCCAUAGGAGGGUCCCCCUGGUCUCCUGCUUCCAUCUGCUGCCCUUCUGGCUACUCCUCCUCCUAGCCUCAGCAGUUCCGUUGCACAGCGCCUGGUCUCUUCGGACCCGUGGUCUUCUGGCAGCCCGGCCAUUGUGCAGCCACCGGAGCCCCACAGCAUCCAGAUCUUUCUGUAUCUGGGAUAGGAACCUGCCCACAGAGAAAACAGGAUUUCACUCUACCUCACUGCGGCUGCACUCUAUGGUUUCCAAAAGGGCUGGCCAACGCCAUGCCAUACGGCUGAGGCGUCAAGCCCAAGGGAUCCAGCCUGCUACUCCAUCUGGCUUUGAAGAUGGCCCCUCCUCAUCUCAGUACCCCUGGGCCAUUGUUUGGGGUCCCACAGUUUCAGUUGAUGAGGGAGGGGAUGCCAGCUCUGCCAACCCAGGCUUCCCACUUCUGGAUUAUGCCUUUGUUUCAUCCAAUGGAAUGGCAACAGCACAACCCAAUUCCCACUCACUGUUACACAAUGAAGGGCUCAACCUGCGUCAGACCCCAGCCACUCUACCACCCUUCCUCUUUGGACCUCGGGGAGAAGGUGUGGACCCCCAACUUUACGUCACCAUUACAAUUUCUGUCAUUAUCAUCCUUGUUGCAAUGGGAAUAAUACUCAAAUUCUGCUGGGACCGGAAUCAAAAGCGCCGUCACCAUUCUAGUCAGCAAAAUGAAUUGCAGCAGCAGGAGAGCCAGCAGCCUUUAACAGACCUGUCACCUGCCACGGUCAGCAUCCUAGGACCCUACAGCGAUUCACAGGUUCCUACGCCAGAGAUGGUGGAAAGUGGACAAGUACUGGAAGGCUUGGAGAAGCUGGACAGUCUAGGGAAGUCCAGUGCCUUCCAGCUCAAUAGGAUUCCACUGGUGAACUUGUGACUGAAUGCAAUGGAAGGAAUAAGGCUUGAUGUCCUUGUAAUGAGCUCAAAUGCUGAAUCUUCAAGGGAGUCCCACAGAAGCGGCAGCCCUUCCUUUAGUCCCAUCCUCCUGCAAUGCCACUUCUGGUGCAACAGAAGAGUUAUUGUGGAUCCCUUUGUGUCACCUCCUUCCACCAUCACUGCGGGCCCAACUAAAACAAAGAUGAGCUCACGUUCAACCCGCCAGGCUGGGCUUUCAGGAGCCCCAUGGUGCACGGCGAUUAGGGCAGUGUCAUGCCAACAAAGCCCGGGGAAGGAACAAGCGGAUGAAAGUUACUAGUAUGAUAAUAAUUUUAAACACAUCUCCCUUGUAUCUUGACACAAACAGUUGCAUUACAGAUAUUUAUUAGUAAGCAUGCUUGAUACCAAGAGGCAGGAUGCUGUGUGUCUUCCCUUCCUUCCCAACUUUUGUUCUCUUCCUCUUCGUGGGAUCUGAUGGGUCUUCCAAAAGGGCAGUUCUUAGUAUCAUUUGGGGUGGGGUGGGGGGAUGAUGCGGUUCUUACUGGGUUGUGGGAAUCAACAUACUAUAUAGAAAGUAAAAGUAUGAUUAAGGAGAACUAGAUACAAAGAGUCAGUAACAAACAGCAUACCACACUCAAUUUCCUAUGGUGGUUUUCAGAUUAACCUUUUCUCUAGAAUUGCCAUCCCUUGUUCAUCUUUUUAAAAUUGUGUUCUAGUAUCAUACUAAACCUAGGACCUGGUUAAUCCAAAUAUGCCACUUUCCUUUGAAAACCAUUGCUUGUUUAUAGUUAACUGAUACAGAACAAAAACCUCUGCCCAGAGAUAAUAGGAGAACAUGGUCGUAAACAAACAAGCCAAUGGCUAUUUCAAUGAAACAAUUGCAAGACUAUACUGUCUAGUGAUGACAGGCUAACCAUAACUGAAGUUUUGAUAGGGUCUUGUGCUUCCUAUUAAAUAUUUCCUGGCUGCAGGUGUGGUAUGCUUGAUUGCUUCAUAAUGAGAAUGAAUGGGAGAUAAGUGAAAAGCUAUUAAUGGCCCUCUGAAUAGUUUCUCUUCAACCCAAUGCAGCCUUUGUUUUGACAGCAGAACAAAAAUGCAUUAGAGGGGUUUGUUAGUUGCUUUUUUUUUUGUCUUAAAAAUAUUGUGGAAUUAUGUCCCUUCCCUCUGUGGCAGAAAACUAGCUAUUGAGGAAUUAAAAGAGGAAAUAGCUUGUUUAUAUUGCUGGGAACUUUCACUAAACAGAACCUUUUUGUGCAUAAACAUGCUAAGAUUUUCUUGAUAGCAGCAAGUGUUGUUCCUUUUGUAUAUGUAAAAUCUCUGAUUAAUUAAAUUUACUGCCAACUGCAGAAAGGUAGUUCCUUAGCACCACUGUAGUAUGUAGGCAACCCAUACCAUCUGUCUGUUCUUGAAUUUUUAAGCACAUUACUUGCUAUAGCUAUGGUGCCAAGAAGGUAUUCCUUUUAUGUCCCGCUUCAUUUGCCCUUCUAUAGCAUUUCAUUCUAGUUCUGAUUUCCCCACUACAAUGAUUGGAUGAGACGUACCUGUCCUGAUGCCCCCAAUGAAAACUUUGGUUUGCAAUAAGUGUGGCCUCCAAAAGCAUUGUAGUCAGUGCCAAAUGCAUUUCUUCUAGGAAGGGAUUCCAAAAUUGAGGUAUCACUGCUGACGGUGCUAGCUGGUGUAUAUAGUGUGCAUUGUGCCCUUCCAAGUAGGGAAGUAGUAGAGAUAGAGUUUCAGGUGGAGAUUUGAAGAUGGGCAGCCCAAAGAUUAUAAACCAUACGUAGCCACUGGAAUUUGCAUUGCUAAACAUUUCAGUCCUAACCUUAGGCUUAUAAUCAAGCCUUCUGGGGUCUGCUUUUGUUUUAAAGCACGGACCAGCUACCUGGGCAGUCUGACUCUUCUUAGGAUAUAAAGCUACUUCCUUGCAAUUCCAGCAUCAUUAUCCCUGGGUGUUCCAUAUUUUCUGCAGUGGAUUCUCUAAGCCUAGAAUAAAUAGUAAAGGUAUAUGUUUACAGUUUUGUACAGUAUCUGCAGAACUGUGUUGUCUAAGCAGGACAAAACCAAAAUCUGCUUUUUGAAAUACGGGCAUCUGUUCCAAAGCCCCAAGGAAGCACUUACUUGUUCUUUUUAUUACUUCAGUUUCUGACAAGCACAACUUCUUUAUCAAAGGCUCCUCCGGUAAUUAUAUCUGAGCUUCCAACGUAAAGCCGUGUUUCUGUGAUAAAUCCACAAGGGGCAGAUUCCUUUUUACCCAUCUUCCCAGAUACUAGAUUGCAUAGUUAUGAGAUACUCUGUACAAACAUUUGUUAUGUUUAUAUCUUGCUCUUUCCCAAGGAAACGCACUGAAUGAGUAGGUGCCACCCUGUCAAUUUUAGACUCACAACUCUUCUGCGAGGUGAGAAAGAGAAAGUGGCCCACAUUUAUCUGAAUGGAAUCAGAGAUUUGAAGCCAGCCUGAAUGGAGAUUUGAAGCUAGCCAGGUAUUUGGGGUUUAACUGGCCCUCUUAAGUUCUGGAGAAAAAUGCAUGAGUAACUUUUUAUAUUUCAAGUCACUUCUAUCUUAUGAACACUCAGAAUUAAAUUUCAUUGUUGCAUUUAGAAUUCCACUCUUAGAACCACCAAAUAGUCAAAAGAGUAUAGGGAUCCUGUACUAUUGAAAAUGAGGGGUAGGAAGGGGGAGCUGUUGUCAUUUUAUUUUAAUUGAGGAAGAAAUAAAGGAAACUUGCCAUUGUUAUUUGUAUUUAUCCCUCUCCUUUCUUUGUAGUAUACUUAAUAACAAUUAAAAUGUUUUCAUUAUUUCAUCUGCUUAAGGGUAUGAUACACAGGAAAUUAUUUUAAAGUGUCACUUAUUUAAGUAUGGAGUUACAUCUAUUUUUAAAUUAAGAAUUAAUUGCCAUAAUAAUGCCAGCAUAAAUUUCUUAUUCAAGUGAAAUAACUUUAUAGUUUAUUUUUAUGUAGUAAUAUGAAGUUAGUAAUCCCUUCUGCUUGUUUGGGGCAAAGGGAUCAUCAUCUAGUUAGUUAAGAACUAUAAAGCUCUAUAUUUUAUUAAUUAUAACAAUAGCACAGAGUUAGAAUGUGACUACCAAGAUCCCUAGUGGAAACCACAGACCACCCAGGCAUGCUUAUUAACCAAAUAAUAAUAACAAUAAUAACCAACCCCCACCAUAACUGUAUCCUCUUUGCCUGGGUUUGAAAUGCCAAAAUCAGUCAACUGAGCUUUUUUCAGCUUGUUUAUAAAUGUCAUAUUUUAAUGUCUGUACGCAAAGCUGCUUUUAUUUUAGCAACACAUAAGCCCUAAUCCACCAUCUUCAUCAAAAUUAAAGAGAAGUUGGAAUGGAUGAUGCUGUAGCAUGUGAAGUAAAACAAGAAAAAGACAUGCGGCAGAAAUAUUAUUAAGACUGCCCAUCACUGGAAGUAAAGGAAAAAUGGUGUCGAUAUAAACUUUGGGAGGGAAGGUGAAAAACUGGUUAGGUGCUUAACUACUUAGAUGUUUACCUUUUCUAUGCCUGUUAUUCUCUUACCUUGAUAUGUGUUUGAAGAAGAUAAGGAUUCUUCCUCAACAAAAUUGUGUUCUCUGACCUUUAAAAAUAUUAAUCCUCAUGCUGUUAAAACAGAGUGAUGUCAGCAAGUCUGACUAAAGAUGUUUUAGCCAAUGAAAUGAAAAAUGCAAAAACCUUCAGCAUGGAAUUCAGUUGAUGGGUAAUCCACCAGAGACUUUUCUUCUACAUGCCUCAUUGUAAUUAAGGGCAUUUCUGUGUUUACUGUUUGAGCUGUUCCUAUCCUUUGCUCAUGCCUGCUUGACUCUACGCCAGCUUAAAAAAGCCUGGCCAAUAUAUAACUGUAUACUGUAUUCGUUUCUAAGGGCUUUUUGACUACAGUGGGUGUAGCUGUUUUGAACAUAAUUGGUCAAAAUCCAAUGUGUUUUACAAUUAUAUUUUUUUCUUUCCAAAAUUCCUUUCUCAUGCUUUGCUUUACUUUCUUGGGUAACGAUUGGAAUGCUGGACUGAUUCUCCAGUCAGCUGAGAUAGAAGAAUUUUAUCCCCAUCUUCCAAGCAGCUCAUGGCUUAAAAUAGCUCAACUGUUACCGUACUUUUAAGACAUUAAACACAAUCCAUGCUAGCAUUUGAUGGGUUACUUAUAUGGGGAAAAGAGAUGGAGCAGCUGCAAAGAUCAUAACCAAGUUGUUCUAAAAUUAUUUCUCCCAGCCGGAAUAGGAAGAGGUAGCACUGGAAACUGUUGGGUAGGCAAAGCAGAGAUGCUGCCAAAGGAAGCAGGCAGGGUUAAGCAAAACUGAAAAUUGAGGUGGGUGAGAUGGAGGAGAAGCCAUGUCGUGGGCAGCAGCCAGCAUUUAUCCAUUCCUGGUUUGGAUACAUACUUUAUUUUGGCACAUGGCCAAAACUAUGCACAAACCCUAAAUUUGCUGCUCCAAGGUUUUCCAGGUGAAAGGGGUGGUUGAAGCGCCUGGUUGGACGGUCUCAUCUCCUCUUCAUUAGGGUUCCUCUUGCCCUUGCCUUGACCCAGCUAAACCAGGGGAGCAUAGAUUUUUCCACCCAAUAGGGGGGAAAAGAAGCUAACAAUGAUUACCAUGAUGGGUUAUGCUGAGGUCUAAUAGGUCUGGUCAUGAGAGAAUGGCUCUGCCAUAAGCAUACAUAUUGUAGACAGUUCUGUCUCCGUGACAGUAUGUACAGCUCCAUAAAAAACUUCUUUAACUUCACUGCAUUGGAAUCCUUAGAGUCUUCUGUGUCAUUAUUUAUUUUUGUUGGCCUCUGCAUCAGUGAUAGUACAUUAAAUGCUGUUAAUUGUAAGUGCAUAACUACACAGAGCUUCCCAAUGGGGGUGGUUACACUGCAGGAUGAAUGUACUUUCUAUCUCUGCUACAUGUAAUCAGAUUUCUUUGUCGGGUUUUAAUUCUCUUGUUGGCCAUAUUGCAGACGUGAGAGCUGUAAUGGUAGCAUCAGGCAAAUAUCAACUGGGACCCAAACAACCCAUGAAACAAAAGCCACUUGGGUUUAUAUUUUCCAAGAAAAAUCUAUGACAUUGUAAUAUUUUUUCCUAUUUGUUUUCAUGCCAAUAUCUUUUUUUAAAUAAAUUAAUUUAUCCUUACAAG